AUGUUCCAGACUUUUUGUUUUUCAUCUAAACUCAAUAUUCCCAAAGUUCUGUUACCUUUAGCCCAUAGCACAAGGAUCAGUUUCAUGUUAGAAGCAACAGAUGGCUGCUACAGGUGGACUUCAACUAGACCGGAUGUUGCUAUUGUGACUGCGGUUUAUUCAGAUGAGCGUCAAUGUUCUCAGAAAGCAAUCCUACAGGUGCGGUCUACACAGCCAGCUAGGCUGACAAGUAUUAUCCUAGCCGAAGACCUUUUGACUGGUCAGGUUCUUCGAUGUGAUGCAAUUGUUAACCUUAUCAAUGAAAUUCAAAUCAUUUCAACAACUCGAGAGCUUUUUCUUGAGGAUUCUCCCUUGGAGUUCAAAAUACAUGCUUUCGAUUCUGAGGGUAACACAUUCAGCAACCUGGCAGGAUUGAUUUUUGAGUGGACAAUAGAGAAAGAUGAAGACAUUGCGGACUUUACAAAUUCUUAUAAUGCAGCAAAACUUUUGAAGUUUUCUGAAUCUACAUACACGCCACCACAUUACAUUUCAGAACUGGAGAAGCAUGAAAAACAGGGAGAUACAGUUUUGGUUUCAGGCAUAAAAACUGGAAAUUCAAAACUAAAAGCAAGGAUUCAGGAGACUUUAUACAAGGAUGUUCCAGCAGCAGAAGUGAGGCUUUUAAUUUUAGAAAACAUCAUUCUUGAGCCAGCCUAUGAUAUUUACAUUCUAGUCAGCACUUCAGUUAAAUAUAAGGCUCAAAAGUUUAGCCAAGGGACACUCACAGAGAUUGAAAUGCCAUGUGACCAGUAUGAGUUGCAGCUACAAAACAGCAUAGUUAGCCCCGAUGGAGAACAUAAUCUUCCUGUUGCAAAACUGGAGAGAGCAACUUCAACUGUCACUGCAUUGCAGUUGGGACAGACCAACAUAGUACUGGAUCAUAAGAAUAUCCGUUUACAAGAUGCCUCCAGACUGCCAAACAGUACAAUCUACAUUGUGGAAGCGGAUCACUUAGGUUUUGCCAUUCAGCCAGGAAAUAGAUGGGUCUUGGAAACUGGAAGAAAAUAUGAAAUCCUAAUCGAAGUGUUUGACAAGGCAGGCAACAAAAUUUAUGUUUCUGAUAAUAUCCGUAUCAGAUCGGAGAUUCCAAGCAAAUAUUUCAACAUUUUACAGUCCUCAAUAAGUGGAUGUUACCAUCAUGUAGAAGUGUUGGAGAAGGGACUAGUGGUAAUAGAAGGUGCACUCUCUUCUGUUGUGGAUCAGGUUGGAGCUGUCCAUGUCUUUCCUACUCCAGUGUAUAAACAGCAGGAAGCAGAAAUAUAUGAUCCAAUUGUUCUAACUCCAGCGGUUUUGGCAUUUCCCUGGCAGCCAAAAGUUGGGGAAUAUACGUAUAUCAUCAAUGCAAAUGGAGGAAGUGGAAAUUUUUCUUGGUUUUCUUCUAAACAUGCAGUGGCAAUGGUAACUUUUAAAGGAGUCAUUACUUCUGGAAUUGAAGAAGGUGUCAGUGUAAUACGUGCCCAUGACACGCAGAACCCUCUUCAUUAUGGGGAGAUGAAAGUUUAUGUGAUAGAGCCAGUAGGCAUUGAAUUCACAACCUGUCCAGUUGAGGCCUUGGUUGGUCUUACCCUUGAACUUCCUUUGAGAAUAUUUGGCAUUUUAAAUAUGGAUACUGGUGAAAAGGUAAUGCUGAGUGACUGCUCCCAGCUGGACUUGUCGAUGGACGUGGACAACCAGGGCAUCUUCCAUCCUUUACCAGGUAGACUAAAUCCUGGUCCAGAGUACUGUAGUGGAUUGCGAGUACAGGCUGAAUCUUCUGGAUACACAACACUCCAUGUUUGUUAUAAUAGGACAACAGAACAUCGCGGCCAUGUCCAGCUCAGAGCUCAGAUUACUAUUGCUGCAUAUGAACCACUAAAAGCUGUUGAUCCUCCCUCUGUUGCUCUGGUAACUCUGGCCUCAUCGAAGGAUAUGCUUUUUGAAGGCGGUCCAAAGCCAUGGGUUCUAGAACCUUCCAGAUUCUUUAGGAACCUCAGCGCAGAGGUUCCAGAAAGUGUUGCCUUGUCAAUAUUUGUUCCAACAUCAAGAAACUAUUUUCAGCACUGGGUCAAAGCAACGUGCCGAGCUUUGGGAGAACAGGUUUUAUCAAUAAGUGUUGGAAAUCAACCGUGUCCAACCAACACAAUGCCCAUCGUAGAAAGAGUUCUAGUCAAAUUUGUCUGCGCACUUCCAGCACGCCUAUCACUGCUGCCUGUCCACAGAGACCCACAGCUUGACCUGUCCUGUCCACUACGACAACAAAGCAAGCAAAUGGUACCUGUUUCAAAUGAUCUGAACCCUGUAUUGGAAUUUACUGUCUAUAAUGAGCAAGGCGUUCAGUUUGACAACUUCAGUUCUCUAAUUAUUGCAUGGAACUCAAAAAACACAUCCCUAGCAGGAAUUGAGCCUUCUAUACCCAUGCAAUUUAUUGUCAAGGAAGUUGCACACCAACAAAAGAAGCUCCAAGGACAUCAAACUGUUAUUGUACAUAGAGACUCAGGACUAGCUACCAUCACUGUCACUGUGGUUGGAUAUCAGACUUCCUACCUGAAUGAUGUUAGAGUGCAAAGUCCGUCUGAACACUUCACACCAAUAUCAGCUAAUAUUGAACUUCUGCUGGUAGAAGAUGUUAAAGUUUUUCCCGACACCAUCACAAUUUACAACUAUCCAGAUGUUCGAGGUGAGCUUACUUUGUUAGGUGGAUCUGGUUACUUCUUUGUUAACAGCACUGCGGACAAAAUUGGAAAUGUAAUUUAUCAAAAUGAUAAAGGAAUUGUCGAGGUGCUUCCCUUAAGCCCCGGCACUUUAACAGUGAAUGUUCAUGAUUUAUGUCUGGCAUUUCCAGCACCUGUCGUGGCUACUGUGCAUAUUUCAGAUAUUCAAGAAGUGUAUGUGAGUGUUGUUGAGAAGGUUGAGAUAGGAAAAUAUGUGAACGCUAAUGUCCAUGUGCUGGAUGAUAACAAAAAUCCAUUCUUGGCUAAAUACUUUAAUGUCAUGGAUUUAAAACUUCUGGCAUCCUCUCAGAUUGUUUCCUUGCUGCCAAUGAAUAAUAAUCUGGAAAAUGAGACGGCAGCAACAUUCCCGGUCCAAGGAAUAUCGGUAGGACAGACCAGUCUCUUUGCAGUUGUCAUGGAUAAAACCGGCAGACGGAUUAGUUCAGCUCCACAACCUAUUGAAGUCUUUCCACCUUUCAGGCUGAUUCCCAGAAAGAUGACAAUAAUCAUUGGAGCAAUGAUGCAGAUAACAUCUGAAGGGGGACUUCAGCCUCAACCCAGCAUUGUUUUCUCUACUGCUGAUGAGUCCAUUGCCUCAGUAGAUGAGAUGGGGCAUGUCAUAGGCAUUGGUGUUGGAAAUGUGACAGUCACUGGUGUGGCCCAAGCUGUGGAUGUGGAAACUGGCAAGCUGGUUAUAACAUCAAUGGACAAUGUAGAUGUUGAGGUAGUGCAGCUGAAGGCAGUCAGAAUCCGAGCACCGAUAACAAGAAUGAAGACUGACACAAAGAUGCCAGUAUAUGUGAUGGGAAUAAAAAGCAGCCAGACGCCUUUCUCAUUUGGCAAUGCCCUGCCAGGCCUCACUUUUCAAUGGAUAGUCUCCAAGAGGGAUGUCCUCGAUGUGCAGACACGACAUUCUGAGGCUAUGUUACAACUUCCUCUGGAAAAUAAUUUUGUAGUGAUUGCAUACGGCAAAGCUGAGGGAAGAACAGGUUUAAAAGUUAUCGUCAAAGCAACUCAGCCUGCAGCUGGUCACCUAGAAGGCAACCUAAAAGAACUUUCAGACGAAAUUCAGAUUCAGGUUUUUGAAAAGCCAUAUUUAUUAAAUCCUCAGAUGGAGCCAGAGGAAAUACUUAUGUCACCAAACUCCUUUUUAAGAUUUGAAACAAAUCGCGAUGCAGUUGCUACCAUCAGAUACAAACCACUAGGCUGUCCAAACAAGACUCCUUUAGUUCAAGUGGAUGAGAAAGGCAUAAUUACAUCCAAUUCCCUCACUGGUAUGUCCAGCUUAGAAGUAAACUCCCAGGAAUCAUUUGGUGUGAGUCAAAGCAUUAUCAUCGCUGUCAAGGUGUCUCCUGUUUCCUAUAUGAGGAUUAGCACAAGUCCUACUCUUUACACUUUCAACAAAGAGCUGUUGUCUGCCAUUCCACUUGGAGCCACACUUACCUUGACGGCUCAUGUCCAUGACAAUACCGGGGACAGCUUCCAUGCACACAAUUCAAUGCUAACCUUUGCUACUAACAGGGAUGAUCUUGUGCUUGUAGGAAAGGGAACGACCAACAACAGCUUUGUUGUCCGUACUUUAAAUGUGGGGCUUACCAUACUGGCAGUGUGGGACACUGAGCACCAUAGCAUUGCAGACUAUGUGGCAUUGCCAGUCCAGCAUGCCAUAAUGCCAGAUGAAGCAGAGAACUUGGUGGUUGGGGAUGUUAUCUGCUUCAGUUCAUCACUGGUGAACCAAGAAGGCCUUUCAGGAACAUGGAGUGCCUCUUCUGAUCAGAUCAUUGAAAUGGAUCCACGAACAGGUGCAGGUGUAGUAAAAGAUUCAGGAGCUACCACAGUUUAUUAUGAAAUUCCUGGCAUGAUCAAGGCACACAGAGAGGUGAUUGUUUCCUACUCUGAGAAGACAAUUGUCAUGGCUAGCACUGCUGGAUCAAGAAAUGUUGCAGGUGGGGUUUUCUCGCGGCCUCUUAUUACUACACGAGAGAAAGGAAGCAAUUUAAUAGGCCACUGUUCUCCUGCUCAAAUUGAAGCCAUCAGUGAUCUGCAUCCAGAGUCCAAUGUUGACUGUCAGCUCCAGUUUAGCAGUGACAUUUCGGAUCUCUCACCAGCUGAAGCAUUCACAUCUCAAACAGGGUUUGAUCCAAUCUCUGGUUACUACACUUGUUCUCUCAGCAUGCAGAGGCUAAACCACCAACAGCUUAAACUUCUCUUUCGGAUUCCUCAGCAGUUCCUCAUAGUAAAAGCUGCAAUACGAGGAGCUGAUAUCUCUGGAGUGCAGGUCACUGCUGAAGUGCCGUUCACCUCUCGCUUUCAUGCAGACGAGACAGAGAUUAUGCUAAACAGCCUGCACGAUGCUGCUGACAUUACUGUUUAUGGGCCUUCAGAAAUUCUAAGCCACCUUGAGGUGAAAUCUGGCUCUCCUCUCAUUGAUAUCCGACAGAAGGAGACUUCCUACGGAAUUCCCAGUUUUGUGAAAUACUCAAUCAGCAUGUCUGACUCCAGACUCCUCACUCAAGGAGAGGUAUCAACAGGCAUCUCCAUUUCCAGCCCACUGACAGAGCAGUCUAUCAUCAUUCCUGUAACAGUAAUACAUGCUGCUGAUGGAAGCACUGCAAUGCAACGUAGGUUUUUGGCAGGGUCCUGGGAGAGAGGAGGGCUCCUGCAGCAGUUCAUCGACUCAUAUCACAUAAUGUUUUUCACGUUCUUUGCACUUCUUGCAGGAACUGCCAUAGUAAUUAUUGCUUUCCACACCAUAUUUUCACCAAAUGAUCAAGUGUAUCAUCCACCAUUUAUGCAGACAACACCAUCCCAGCCAGGUUACAGUUCAUCAACCUUGAACCUCUUUAGGAGUAACAUUCCUCCAAAUGUAAGAAGAAAUCCACCACCAUGGCUCUUUAGUACUGACUAAAUGUCAGUGCCCAUAUUU
Polypterus senegalus (gray bichir) is the source of this 5655-nucleotide messenger RNA. RefSeq names its product nuclear pore membrane glycoprotein 210-like. The record is from RefSeq and is a predicted model, not a curated record. Bases 1 to 5637 code for a protein of 1878 amino acids. Lineage: Eukaryota; Metazoa; Chordata; Cladistia; Polypteriformes; Polypteridae. The transcript has 40 exons. Gene Ontology annotation, cellular component: nuclear pore.